Molecule: messenger RNA, 845 nt
Organism: Selaginella moellendorffii
Lineage: Eukaryota; Viridiplantae; Streptophyta; Lycopodiopsida; Selaginellales; Selaginellaceae
Product: UPF0528 protein
Exons: 10
Coding region: 16-822 (268 amino acids)
Biological process (GO): regulatory ncRNA-mediated heterochromatin formation
Cellular component (GO): nucleus
Molecular function (GO): siRNA binding
Source: RefSeq, a predicted model, not a curated record
UGGGCGAGGAAGGAAAUGAGCGCCUCCGAGAAGCUCCAAUCCCUCGGCUACGUUGUCAACAAGGAUCUCAAGCUUGAAGACGCUCGAUCAGGCGAACCUUACAGCUUUGUGAAGGAAAGUUACGAUGAGGUCGCAGACGCAGUCGCGGAGGUGAUCCACGAGAAGAUGCAAGGGGCUCCAUACCACAUGGAAAAGGUGAAUCUACCUUCGCAAUCGAUCCUGAAGAAAGAGGUGCGAGCCCCCGUUUACCUGUCACCAAAUGCCUAUGAAGCUACAACGCUGCUCGUCCUUCUGUGUGGCUCUGGAAGUGUCUCUGCGGGACAAUGGUCAAGAAGACUCUGUAUCAACGAUUCCUUUCGCUCUGGAAGCGUCUUGCCUUUUCUCGAUUGGGCACACACUCAGAACAUGGCCGUGCUCGUUCUCAAUCCAAACACCUAUCGCCAGAAGGUAGAGCGCAGCAAACGCAAAUCAAAGGGCAAGAGGAAGGUUCCGGCGCAUCCGGAUGCGCAUGUCAGGCAUGCAUGGGACUUCAUUCGCACGAAAAUGUCAAACAUACAGAAGAUUGCCAUGGUUGCUCACUCUUACGGUGGCGUACAGACAUGCCUUCUCUUGGAAUACGGAGGACAAGGCCUGCUGCAGCGAUUACAAUGUGUCGCGUUUACUGAUUCCGUUCAUUCGUCAGAUCACAUCGAGGUGCGUAUUUCCUUAAUCCAGGAUGUGAUUGUGAUCCAAAAUGCUUGUACACGCAGAGCCUCCCGGUUCACGCACAGCACUUCCUCACACACAAGUGCAUCAACUGGGCAACAAGCUCGAAAAACCUGAACACUCCUCUGGAAAGUCCGUUU